Diorhabda carinulata is the source of this 655-nucleotide messenger RNA. RefSeq names its product peptidyl-prolyl cis-trans isomerase-like 3. The record is from RefSeq and is a predicted model, not a curated record. Lineage: Eukaryota; Metazoa; Arthropoda; Insecta; Coleoptera; Chrysomelidae. Gene Ontology annotation, biological process: protein folding; protein peptidyl-prolyl isomerization. Gene Ontology annotation, molecular function: peptidyl-prolyl cis-trans isomerase activity. Gene Ontology annotation, cellular component: catalytic step 2 spliceosome. The transcript is spliced from 4 exons. The coding region runs from base 152 to 637 and encodes 161 amino acids.
CAAACUAACUAAAUAAUUGUUAUAGUUCCAUGUUAGUACAAUCAAAGAAGAAGAAAGUAAUCUGAACGGUUCAUUACUUUAUAACCUUAAAUUUUGUGUUUACAAAAUAUCAGUUUGAUAAACACUAUACACAUUUGUUAGAAUAUCAAGAAUGUCCAUUACAAUGCACACUGAUUUAGGAAACAUUAAAAUCGAACUAUUUUGUGAAUCGUGUCCGAAAGCCUGUGAAAACUUCCUAGCACUCUGUGCAAGUGAUUAUUACAACGGUUGUUUGUUCCAUAGAAAUAUUAAAGGAUUUAUAGUACAAACGGGUGAUCCUACAGGUACAGGCAAAGGGGGAAGUUCAAUAUGGGGUAAAAAAUUUGAGGACGAAUUCAAAGAGCAAUUGAAACACGGAGCCAGAGGUACUGUAUCUAUGGCAAGUAAUGGACCAAAUACAAAUGGAAGUCAGUUUUUUAUUACAUAUGCAGCACAACCACAUUUAGAUCUUAAGUAUACUAUAUUUGGAAAGGUGAUAGAUGGAUUCGAAACUUUGGAUGAACUAGAAAAACUUCAGGUCAAUCCAAAAAAUUACAGACCUCUUAAUGAUGUAAGAAUAAAUGGUGUUACAAUACAUGCCAAUCCUUUAGCAGGUUGAAAUAAAGUAUAAUCUGAG